Molecule: messenger RNA, 782 nt
Organism: Rubroshorea leprosula
Lineage: Eukaryota; Viridiplantae; Streptophyta; Magnoliopsida; Malvales; Dipterocarpaceae
Source: the annotation of a GenBank genome assembly
AGACUCCAUGAGCUAACACAUCUUUGGAAGGAAGAAUCCCAAAUUGAAUCAAUUUUUAGUAACCUAAAAACUCUAGAUGUUCAAGAAUGUAGCAGAUUGAGGAAUUUAGUGCCAUCCAAUGUACAUUUCAACAAUUUUGCAGACUUUGGAAGCAUCCAAGUGUCAUGGACUUGUCAAUUCAGUGAGAUACUCAACUGCAAAAAGCCUGGUGCAACUCAAAACAAUGCAAGUAACCAAAUGUGAGACGAGAGACGAAAUUGUGGUAUGCUUGGAUGAUGAUGUGAAGGAUGGCAUUAUUUUCACCAAGCUGGAGCAUUUGCAACUUGAAGGUCUACCAAGACUAGCAAGAUUAUGUUCAGGGGUUUGCAACUUUGAAUUCCCAGAUUUGGAAGUUGUCAUUGUUAGUGACUGUCCAAAUAUGCAGAUUUUCUCCAAUGGAGAACUAAGCACACCAAAACGGGCCAAAUUGAAAGAAUAUUAUGGGGAAGAAGGACGCGGGGAGGGCAACCUUAACUGCACCGUACAACGGGUGUUCAAGGAAAAGAAUGCCUAAGAUUUUGAAGAACGCGGUAUUGGUCUUGUAAUUCUGAAAGAGAACAGUGAAGUGGAUUUUGAGGUGAGAGUGCCUUCGGCUCCCAUCAUCUUCACUUGUUUGAGUUGUCUCAUGUACCUUUCAUACAGAGGUACAUACAUCUCUUACAUAGAGCUACAUAUAUUGAUGAUGCUUUCUUAUUUCCUUGUAGGUUGUAACGGUGCACUCAUAAUAAUAGUUUGGAUUCAUG